Molecule: messenger RNA, 1197 nt
Organism: Pelagomonas calceolata
Lineage: Eukaryota; Pelagophyceae; Pelagomonadales; Pelagomonadaceae
Source: the annotation of a GenBank genome assembly
GCCGCCGCGCCGCUUGUCUAGCGGAAAGCGCCGUGCCGGACCCAGGCGCUAGAACAUAAGCCAGUGAGGGCACCAGCCCCGCGACCGAGGCGGACCCGGGCGCACGCGGGCUGCCCCAUGGCCCUGGUCUUCCCCCAGCCGCCGGACGCCGACGACUACGAUGGAGAGCGGCGCUGGCGCAAGGACUGCAAGCGUGAGACCAUCGAGGCGCGCCACCGGCGCCUUAGCAAGCUCGGCCCGGCCCUCGGCGACCUCGCGGCCCUCCGGCACUUGGACGUGGGCGACAACGAGAUCGAGGCCUUCGAGGGCGGCGACCACGCCGCCAUGGAGACGCUGUCGAUCUACUCGAACCGCCUCGCGUCGCUGGUGUCGCUGCCCCGCUUCGAGAACCUGCGGUUCCUGGGCGUCGGGUAUAACCAGAUCGAGGCACUGCCGCGGACCCUCGGCGAGCGGUGCCCGCGGCUCGAGUGCUUCGACGGCGCCUACAACGCGCUGACGUCGCUGGAUGUGACCGUCGACGCGCUCGGCGGGUGCAUGCACCUGAGGCAGUGCGUCCUGACCGGCAACCCCUGCGCGCUGCUUCCGAACUACCGAAAGCGGGUCGCGUUUGGCCUGCCGCAGCUCGCGCGGCUCGACGACGCGGAGGUCGCGCCGGUCGACGCCGCCGACGGCGACGACACUACGAUCACAAUCCACGUCGCGCUGCGCGCGCUCCUGGGCCUGAGCGGCGCGCCACCGACGGCGGCGGACGAGGCGGGCCCGGAGGAGGAGGGCGUCUUCGUCGAACUCAUGGUCGUGGGCGCGCCGCCGGCGACGGCGCGGCGGACGCGGCGGCUCCCCUGGCGCGCGGCGCCGGUCGCGCCGCCGGCGCCCGACGCGGAAAGUUCGAUGCCGGUCGAGGUCGCGCUCGAGGUGCCGGCGGUCGCCGCGGUCCGCGACGGUUUGAAAUUGUCGGGACUGCUCGUCUCCGUGCUCAGGGCCACGCCCGCGGCCGCGCCGGAGGAACCGGAGGCGCUCGCGGUCCUCGCCGCGGCGACGGUGCCCCUCGCGGCGCUGCUGGAGCCGUCCUUCGCCGCGGGCUCGGCGCUCGUCGAGACGGCCGCGCUGGCGUUCGAGAGUGGUGAAGACGCGGACGACGCGAGCGUCACCGUCGCCGUGCGGUUGAACCCCGGGGACGAGUAAGCGAACGUUAGGACC